CGCGGCCACGGCCACGGCCACGGCCGGCCGAGGCACCUCCGCGGCCGUUGCUCUCGCCGACGGUGCGCUCGAGCGGCGACGCAGCGUUGCCGUUCGUGGCGGCGGAAGUGGGCCCGCUGACGAACUGCGGCUGCGUCAGGUUGAGGAUGGCGUCGAAGGCCAGCGUGGCGCCACGGUACGGGCUGCAGCGGUCGCCAAGGCGCGAGCCCGAGAGGAACGGCAGGUCGAAGACGACGUCGACGCUGCUGGUGUUGAGGCCGAUGACCACGCCGCGCGCGCUCAUGGGCACGUUGCCCGAGUCGGCCACGACGAUGACACGGUCGCCGAGCUCGAAGCGCUGCGCCUGCAGGCGGAAAGGCGCGUGUGCCGGCUUGAGCAGCGCCGUGCGCGGCAUGCCCUUGAUGAUGGCCCGCUUGAUGCCCGAGCUUGUGUUGCCGUCAGCGUCGGCCUGAGCGCGCGCCGCCGCCAGCCGCGCCGUAAAGGCCUCGAUGACCUGCACCGUCUCGCGGCCGACUGCGCGCCUCGAACUUGAGCGCCAGGCCGACAUUGACGCGCUUGCCGUUGUGGUCGAGCAGCAUGGUGCUCGUGAGCUUCGACAGCGCCAGGCCGGACAUCUGAACCUUCUUGGCCACGACGUAGGACGGGUAGUAGUGGUCAAGCGUGCGCUCGGCGACGAGGUUGUGGAUCGCCGUGUUCUCCUUGACCUGGUUGGGGAAGAAGGCAAUCUCGAUGGCCAGGUCCUUCUUCGUCGCGGCCACGACGGCCGCCGGCGCACCGUACGGGCGCUCGCCGAGGAAGAAGACCUUGCUGCGCUCAGGGAACUCAAUCGAGAGCUCCUCGGCGCGGCGCUCGACGGUGCGCGUGUCCUCCUGCACGACCUCGGAGACGGCGAGCUGCAGCACCUGCUCGACCUCCUUGUCGGCCGACGACUCGUAGUCCUUGACAAACGAGCCGUCGUCCAUGCGCUGCAGGCCCUUGAGCGGGCGCACGUGCAGCAGCACGUCAACGGGGCCCGUCACGAUGCCGUAGCGCUUGCUGUAGUGCUGCUGGAUCUGCAGCGCCUUGCGGCGCCAGUUCGAGUCGGGCUUGUGCGGCGUCGACACGACGCGGCCCUGCACCAUCUCGUAGCGGAAGAGCUCGUCGGAGAUGGCCACGCAGAGGCCCUCUGCGAGAUAGGGGUAGUGCGUGAAGGUGCGCUGCCCGACGAGCGCCGCCGCCACCUCCUCGCUCUUGUGCCCCUCGUAGCGGUUCUGCACGCGCAGCACGACGCUGGCCGCCUUGCUCUCGCUCUGGAACACGUUGAUGCCGUGGAAGUCGAUACGCCCAACGUGCGGGAUCGUCUGCAUGCUCGGGAAGCCCGCCAGCGCGCGCUUGCCCAGCUCGACGCCCUCGCACAGGCCCUUGACGAGCUCGCGCCCGUUGAGCGCCGGCAGCUGGAAGUCCUCGAUCUUGGCGCGCGAGUGCACGAUGUCGGGGAAGACGCCCGGCAGCGAGCUCGGCAGGAAGUACUCGCGCUCCGUGUCGAACGUGAGGCGCGUCGCGGCGCCGAAGCCGUUGCGCGAGCGCUCGUCGGCGGUCAGCAGGCCCUGGCGCUUGUCGAGCGCGCUCAGCAGCCGCUUCUCGUCGAUGAAGGGAAUCUUCACGACGGCCUCCCAGUCCUGCUUCUUGCCGUUGAGGUCGGCCUCGAAGUCCGAGGGGUAGAAGUCGAUGAUGGGCGAGGCCGGGUCCGUCAUCAGAUCGCGGAACGCCUCGGGGAUAUGCGAGCUGCUCAGCGCCGGCAGCACGCCCAUGAGCUGGUCGAAGGGGCGGAACGGCUUGCCGAGGUCGAAGUCAAACUUCAUGUCGAGCACCGGCAGCAGAUCCGAGAUCUUCGGCGCGUAGUGGUAGUCGUAGAACCAGCCCCACGAGGCCACGCCGUCGUAGUAGUAGUGCAGCACCCACUGCAGGCCCUCGAUGUAGCGGAACGCGAGCUGGCGCAUCGCCUUCUCGUCCUGGAAGUCGAUGUGCAGCUUCUCGCGGUAGUAGUCCGUCUUCCACACGUGCAUCUUCUCGCCGAGCUUGCGCAGCCGCAGCUCCUCGGCGUCCUCCUCGUCCGACUCCUCGCUCUCGGCCGCGGCGUGCUCGUAGCGCUGCAGCACGCGGUCCGAGGACUUGAUCUUCUCCGCCGAGUUUAACAGGACGCCAGACUCGGCCUCGUACGUGAUGGCCGUGGCCGGCGCGUCGGCGACGGGGUCGUACUCGUUGAAGCUGACGCCGAGGCCGAGCGCCUCGGUCAGGCCGGAGAGGAAGCGCUGGUCGCGCGCCGGCAGCAUCGGCGGCAGGAAGAGCUCCUGCGGCGCGUCGACGGGGUCCUUGCGCAGCGCGAGCACAAAGUCGCGCACCUGCUGGAAGAGCCCUUGCUGCUCCUUGGAGAGCGCGAGCUUCUGCUUCUUGCCCUUGGGCUUCUCCUGCUUGCCCUUGUAC
Molecule: messenger RNA, 2463 nt
Organism: Tilletiopsis washingtonensis
Lineage: Eukaryota; Fungi; Basidiomycota; Exobasidiomycetes; Entylomatales
Exons: 2
Coding region: 489-2174 (561 amino acids)
Source: RefSeq, a predicted model, not a curated record